AUGCCUGCCUUUUUGCUCUUAAAUAUCUUGAUCCUCAUUCAGCCAGCUUUGCAGGUAUCAGAGAGUGACAGCUUUCUGAUAUAUAAUGAAAACCUCAAGCUUUGUAUUCAGGCUCAGAAAUCUCAUUCCCCCAUCCUGGACUACUGUGAUAAAGACAAUGAGGGGCAACAUUUUAAGUGGAUUUCCAAUGACCGGAUUUUGAACAUGGCAGUGAAGUUAUGCCUGGCAGUGCCUUCCAAGUCAGACCAGGCCCGAGUCAUGCUCUCCCCCUGUAAUGAGACCACUGAACUUCAGAAAUGGGAAUGCAGAAAUGACAACCUCCUUGUUCUUGAUCAGGAAGAUUUGUUUUUAAAUCCCGAGGGUGGCCAAAAAAGUCGUCUUAUGCUGUCUAAAGUAGCCACCAGCAAGAGUACCUGGAAGAUCUAUAGAACGAAAGAAAAUUUGUGUUCUAAGCACUAUGAAGCUCUGUAUACCUUAAGGGGCAAUGCCCAAGGAGCCCCCUGUGUAUUUCCAUUCAAGUAUCAGGAUAAAUUGUAUGCUCAAUGCAUAAGAGAUGGUGAUGAACAUGGACAACUUUGGUGUGGAACAACUGCAGAUGUGGAUAGAGACUCUUUAACUGGAUAUUGUCCAAUAAAAGAUGACCAUGAUGAAUUUUUCUGGACCAGAAACCACUGGACCGGGGACUUCUAUCAGAUCAAUUCUGACUCAGCUCUAACAUGGUACCAAGCAAGAAAAAGUUGUCAGCAACAGAAUGCAGAAUUACUGAGCAUCACUGAUUUACAGGAACAAGUGUAUGUGACAGGAUUAACAAGUUGUAUGCCUACUGACCUGUGGAUUGGGCUGAACAGUUUAGAUGAUGAGAGUGGAUGGCAGUGGAUGGGCAACUAUCCUUUAAGAUAUUUAAAUUGGGCUCCAGGCAGCCCAACUCCAGAAACAGAAAAAAUAUGUGGAUCAAUGCUGUCUAAGGUUGGCAAAUGGGAGAAAAAUAAGUGUCAAGAGAAACUUGGAUACAUUUGCAAAAAGGCAAACUCUUCAUUAGAUGCUUCUAUUAUUCCUUCAGAUGGAUUUCAGUCAAUUAGCUGUCUGGAUGGCUGGGUUGCAUAUGCAGGUCACUGUUACCACCUUAGCAGAAACCCCAAGACAUGGAAGAGUGCCUUAUCAUCCUGUCGGAAGGAAGGUGGAGAUUUAAUAAGUAUACACCACAUUGAAGAAUACAGCUUUGUCAUAUCUCAGCUUGGCUACCAGCCAACAGAUCUUCUAUGGAUAGGACUGAAUGACCAGAAGACUCAGAUGUAUUAUGAAUGGAGUGAUGGCACUAAAGUGAAAUUCACCAAGUGGCAGAAAGGAAAACCCACACAAAUAAAUGAUGUCCAAAAUGAAUGUGUCAUCAUGAAUGGGGAGGGUGGAUACUGGGCAGAUUAUUUCUGUGAAGUGGAACUUGGUUACAUCUGUAAAAGAAAACCUUCAGGAGUUCUUCCUGAAGAACCUGAAACUGCUGAUCCAAAUUGCCAGAGAGGCUGGAAAAGGCACGGUACCUAUUGUUAUUUAAUUGGACAAACAUCUCUAACAUUUUCAGAAGCAAAGAUGUUCUGUGAAACAAAUAAGGGAUCUUUAACUUCUGUGGAGAACAGGUAUGAACAGGCCUACCUGACUAGUCUAGUUGGGCUUCAUUCUGAAAAAUAUCUCUGGAUCGGUCUUUCAGAUGUACAGCAACCAGGGACAUUUAUCUGGACCAGUGGAGACAGUGCUCUGUUCACCCACUGGAAUUCAGAAAUGCCUGGGCAACAUUCUGGCUGUGUUGCCAUGAGAACUGGGACUGCAGCUGGAUUGUGGGAUGUUGUGAACUGUGAGGAGAAGGCAACCUUCAUCUGCAAACAAUGGGCUGAAGGUGUGACAACAACUCCUGCCCCCAAACCAACUCCUCUGCAGCCGUGCCCAGUAGGAUGGCGUCCAAGCAGUACUAGAAAUGUGUGCUUUAAGGCCUAUACGAAAAACAAAAGUAAUAAGAAAUCUUGGUUUGAAGCACGAGAGUUUUGUAGAGCAGUUGGAGGAGAACUCAUUUCUAUUCACAGUGAAGAAGAACAGAAGAUUCUAGAAGAGAUGCGUUCCAGUGACAAUUAUUGGAUUGGUUUGAAUAAUGUGGAUCCUGAUAAAGGAUUUACUUGGAGUGAUGGAUCUAAUCUAAACUUUGAAAUGAGGAGCCCUUGGUUUUUCUAUGCACCAAAUGCAAAAUGUGGAGGAAUAGGACAGAAUUGGAAUCGUUGGAUCCCUUUCCACUGUGACAGUUUUCUGAGUUGGGUUUGCCAAAUUAAAAGAGGUGUACCGUUGAAACCUGAACCAAGCAAUGAUUUUGACUAUUCAUUCAAAAUAAUAGAUAAUGGCUGGAUUUUGUAUGAGGAACAUGAGUACUAUGUCAGUAAUACAAGUACAUCUGCAGAAAGAGCACGAGCAUUGUGCAAGAAGCAUGGUGGAGAUCUUACUGUCAUUGAAAGUGAAACUGAAAGAAAGUUUUUGUGGAAAUACAACAACUAUUAUGGAACUCACUCUGGUGACCUUUACAUUGGUUUAACUGUGGGUCUUGAUGGAGAGUUUGGCUGGUUGGAUCAAACUCCAGUGACCUAUGCGUCCUGGGCACCUGGUGAACCUAACUCUGGAAAUGAUGAUGAAACAUGUGUUGCUAUGAAGGCUAUCACAGGUUUAUGGUAUGAUACAAAUUGUGGUACUGCUAAUAAAUUCAUCUGUGAAAGGCAUAACAGUUCUGUCCGUUCAACUGUUGCUCCCACAAUGCCUGUACCUGUUGGGGCCUGUGCUGAUGGCUGGCUUUUUUUUAAUAACAAGUGCUUCCAACUGUUUGGGUUUAAUGAAGAAGACAGAAAAAAUUGGUCUGAUGCACGAACUGCUUGUAAAAAACAAGGAGGAAACUUGGCUUCUAUAACAAGCAAAGCUUUUCAAGCAUUCCUCACGGUACAUUUAAAAAGUGCUUCAACUGAUGCUUGGAUUGGACUGAAUGAUAUUCAUUCGGAGCACACAUUUCUGUGGACAGAUGGAAGUGGAGUCCACUAUUUAAACUGGGCCAAAGGUUUUCCACUUUUUCGGAGUGAAGACUGUGUUUUUAUGAUGAAGGAGCCUGAAAAGCAGGCAGGAAACUGGAAGGAUGGACCAUGUUCUGCUAAAAAAUCCUACAUUUGCCAAAGAAACACUGACCCUGCAUUAUCACACCCUGAAACGACAAUUUCAGCCUCUGGCUAUACUGUUUUUGGGAACAGCAGUUACUCUCUCAUUGGCCCCAAAAUGACAUGGGAAGUGGCCAGGAAAAAAUGUCAUUCUAUACAGUCAGAGCUUGCCAGCAUUGUGAAUCCAUACAUCCAAUCGUUCUUAUUGCUACACGUGUUAAAAUACAAGGAGCCCGUGUGGAUUGGCUUAAACAGCAAUAUGACUGGUGAGCGUUACAAGUGGAUAAGCAACCAGAGACUAGUAUAUACUGAUUGGGGCCCUGAAGAGCCAAAGCAGAAAAUAGCAUGUGUCUACUUACACCCUGAUGGUCACUGGAAAACAGGAAAUUGCAAUGAAACAUUCUUCACUGUCUGUGAGCGGCAUCAUGGCAAAAUCCCAACUGAACCUCCACAGGCACCAGGAAAAUGCCCUGAAUCAAAACAGAACCAGAUAUCUUGGAUACCUUUUCGGGCACAUUGCUAUAAAUUCUUCACUGGUUGGUUUGAUCGCCCGAGAGCACACUUCAAAUGUUCUCAGUUAGGUAGCACCUUGGCUUCAAUAGAAGAUUUAGCGGAACUGAAAUUUUUAGUGGAGCACACACAGCAAAACACACGUUGGAAUUAUUGGAUAGGAUUAAUUAGAAAUAUUGAAGGAGAAUGGUUAUGGGAAGAUAAGACUGAAGUAGAUUUUGUCAACUGGAAAGCAAAUGAGCCCACAUUCGAACCUGAAGAUUAUUCCUCUUACUAUAGUGGCAUCUGCGCUUACAUGAAGGCAGAUAAUGGGGAGUGGUACAAGGAACACUGCAGAAGAUCUAACGGAUUUAUUUGUAAAAGACACAAAAUUAUUGAAGAGACAACUAAGUCACCUACAAAAACUGCAGAGCAAGAAGAUAGUUCUGCAUCAGAACGUGGCCGAGUUAUAAAGGUGGUUUUCCCAGUGUUCUUCAUCCUCAUCCUCAUUGGUGCAGGCACUGCACUUUAUAUUGUCUACAGAAGAAGGUUUCGACAACAACAAACUACUGGUAGCUUUGACAACGCUUUGUAUCAUGACAAUAGGAUUCUUAUUCAGAAUAAUGAGUCAGAAGUGCACGUGGAGGACAAAGGAAUGUAAUGCUAUAUGCACUUACCUGUGAGUAAGUCCCAGAGAGCUCAAUAGGAGUUACUUCUGAAUUGACAGGUAUAGGAUUGCACUGUUUAUUCAUUCAUUUCCGAGAAAUAACCAUUGUUGGGAAUGGUUUGUCCCAAGCCUUAAUAUGCAAGGGUACUUUCUAUGAUCAUGCUUAUUAUGUGGAAUUCUCUGAAUGCAUAAUUAUUAUUUAGUGAAAACAUAUUCACAAAAUAUGUUCAAAUUAAAUAUUACUUGACUUGAAAAAUUAAGGAUUGUGUCGUCGUUAUCCUUUGGCAACCAAGGUACUGCACAAUAUUUUUGCCAUGCAUGAAAAAAAAAACCACUUGUCCGGUGUUGUAGAAAGAGCAAGGGGUGUAUCUCACCCUCUUCCACUCUUCCAGAAAAGAUAAUAAUCAAUAUGCUUUUUGUUCUUUUUAAAGGAUUCAAUAUGUGCAGCCCAGGUUCUGAUUCAGUACCUAAUUUUGUAUCCGAAGAUAGGCCUAUUUCUGAUUGCAUUGUAUGUCUAGCCUUUGCUUGUUUGGUGGCAUUUCUGCUUAUGGCUUAAAAUGGCAUGGUUUUAUUUGUUUUCUUAAAUAUGAUAGUGAAAUGUUUCUUUGUGUCCACCCUUGCACUUCUCCUCCAGAAGUGCCAAUCAUCAGUAUGAAAAUAGGCUUCCAUAUGUGCAGCCCAGGUGCUAAGUAAGAAAGAGUAACUGCAUACAUAGCACCUAGUUGUAAAUGCAUUUUCUUACCUAAGACUGUUUCUGCCUAUAGAGUGUCUUGUUAGAGGGCAUGUCUUUGGGUUAGGGUAUCGUUUAGCAGGUUUUGUUGGUAUUAUUAUUGCACCGAUCGUCUAAAAUCUUUUAAAUUGCUUUUAACUGCUUUUAAAGUUGUGUGUUUUUAAAAUCGGGGUUUUGUUGUUUCCAUUGAAAAUUGCAGUGGCGACCUCAGUGGCCCAGCUAUUCUCCUAUCUUGACAGGUUAGCCUAAAUUCUGUUAGCUAUGCUCUGGUAACCUCUAUGUUAGAUUAUUGCCACAUGUUAUAUGUGGGGUUGCUUCUGAAGACAGUUUGGAAACUUCAGCUGGUACAGAAUUCGGCAGCCAGGCUGUUCACCAAGGCAACAUGGUUUGAGCAUAUUGCACCAAUCCUGGCCCAAUUACACUUCAUUACAUAUCUUUAGGCAUUGGGCAAAAACAUUUUGCUUCAACCCGAACUUUGACUGAUUAACAUUCUAGGGCCUUUUAAAUGUGUUGUGGGGGUUUGUUUGUUUUUGUUAUAUUAACUAUUUUGUGCUCUCAUUUUGUAUUUUUAAGUUGUGAACCCCUCUGUGAUCUUUGGAUGAAAGGUGAUAUACAAAUCUAACUAACUAAC
Podarcis raffonei (Aeolian wall lizard) is the source of this 5690-nucleotide messenger RNA. RefSeq names its product macrophage mannose receptor 1-like. The record is from RefSeq and is a predicted model, not a curated record. Lineage: Eukaryota; Metazoa; Chordata; Lepidosauria; Squamata; Lacertidae. The coding region runs from base 1 to 4323 and encodes 1440 amino acids. Gene Ontology annotation, molecular function: signaling receptor activity. The transcript has 30 exons.